Chelonus insularis is the source of this 1671-nucleotide messenger RNA. Its product is annotated as mitochondrial 2-oxoglutarate/malate carrier protein-like. NCBI's taxonomy places the organism in Eukaryota, Metazoa, Arthropoda, Insecta, Hymenoptera, Braconidae. The transcript is spliced from 5 exons. Bases 383 to 1264 code for a protein of 293 amino acids. The record is from RefSeq and is a predicted model, not a curated record. Gene Ontology annotation, molecular function: transmembrane transporter activity.
UUAAGAUGAAAAAAAAAUUAUCUGGGAAAAUACAAAGCACAAUAUUUGUAUACACACCUAUAUUUGUGUGUAUUUGGCCUAUCGUCAACAAAUCAGCUGACGAAAUGACCUAUAUAUUUUUCUCAAAAAUUAAAAAGAUUAGGUACAUACGUUACAUCGUCAUUCAACAGUGUUGUUAGUGACUUCAAAUUGUUUCAAUAAAGGCUACUUGACAUUUGGAGGUCAUUGAAAGUAAAGCUUUGUUUUAUUUUUUCUGUCGUCAAGUGGUUGAUAGCGCCCCGGCUGUUUCGAAUUAUCAUUUGGCAUUUGUGCGUCGUCGUAAGAGGAUAAUCAUUUUCCAGGGUGUUUCAAUUUUUAUUGUUAACAAAUUAUAUUUAUAACGAUGAGUAAAAGCGAGCAAACAGUUCCUAAUGCCAUUAAAUUUCUAAUUGGUGGAACAUCUGGAAUGGCAGCAACAUGUUUUGUUCAACCUUUGGACUUAAUUAAAAAUCGUAUGCAGUUGAGUGGCACAAAGACAUCGACCUUAAGUGUAAUAUCAUCAAUCGUUAAAAGUGAAGGCAUAUUGGCUAUGUAUUCAGGACUGUCUGCCGGAUUAUUAAGACAGGCAACAUACACAACUACUCGAUUAGGAGUUUACACAUGGCUUUUUGAGCUUGCAUCGAAAGAUGGACAACCAAGUUUCAUUGUUAAAGCUGCUCUAGGAAUGACUGCAGGAUGUGUAGGAGCUUUUGUAGGAACUCCAGCAGAAGUUGCAUUAAUUAGGAUGACUGCCGAUGGUAGAUUACCUCUAGCGGAGAGACGAAUGUAUAAAAAUGUGUUCGAUGCACUUUUUCGCAUGGUUCGAGAAGAAGGUGUUUUAACACUUUGGAGAGGCGCUAUACCAACUAUGGGACGAGCAAUGGUAGUUAAUGCAGCUCAAUUAGCAUCUUAUUCUCAAGCAAAACAGGCUUUGCUCGACACUGGUUACUUUGAAGAAAAUAUUAUGUUACAUUUGGUAAGUUCAAUGAUCUCAGGAUUAGUAACAACUGCGGCUUCAAUGCCAGUUGAUAUUGCAAAAACUAGAAUUCAAAAUAUGAAAACGAUAAAUGGAAAACCAGAAUAUACUGGUGCUUUAGAUGUUCUGGGUAAAGUAUUGCAAAAUGAAGGAAUUUUUGCAUUAUGGAAAGGAUUUAUUCCUUACUAUGCUCGAUUAGGUCCUCAUACAGUACUCACUUUUAUAUUUCUUGAACAAAUGACAUCUGCAUAUAAAAAGCGUUAUGCUUAAUCAAAUAUUUGAAUAGUUUAAAACUGAUUAAAUGUCCAAAAUAUUUUUUCUAAUUUGCGCUUGUUUCUUUCUUUUGAUAGUUGAUAAAAAUGUUCAUUUAUUAGCUAACUCAAACAAAAAACUAAUAUAUUCUGAAGUGUUUUAAAGCACAAAAUUAACGCCAUAAUUUUUAAAAAUAUGUUCAGUAUCAAUUUAAUCUUUAAAGUGUAACAGUAGAUGAUCAUCAUUUUUCAAGAUCAUAUCAUAUAUUAUGCAAACAAUAAGGCCGAUUCAGUAGUAUGAUUAUUUUUAUGAUAUAUUUUUUGUAAAAUGAAUAUCGUACUAAAACAUUCUAUUCAAACAUUCUCAAAAUAAUUAUCUGAAUCGUCUGGAACGAUUUUAGAUUUAUUGUUGAUAAAUGUGUAAAA